This is a messenger RNA of Malania oleifera, 5600 nucleotides long. RefSeq lists its product as uncharacterized. Bases 1936 to 5307 code for a protein of 1123 amino acids. NCBI's taxonomy places the organism in Eukaryota, Viridiplantae, Streptophyta, Magnoliopsida, Santalales, Ximeniaceae. The record is from RefSeq and is a predicted model, not a curated record. Gene Ontology annotation, cellular component: nucleus. Gene Ontology annotation, biological process: DNA-templated transcription. The transcript has 5 exons.
UUGGUUCUCAUACUCCACAGAUGUGAAUGGAUGACUUUUGGUCCCAUGAUCUCCCGUAUAUGACAAACCCGAGUCCGCUCCGUGCUCAAUUUUUCCGUGUCGGAACAAACCCUAGCUCCUCAACCCCGAACAAAACCGGAAGGAGUCCACUCUCCCGUCUUCUUCUUUCCUUCCCGAGCCUCCUCCGACGUACGGACACAGACGACGGCGAACGCCUUUCUUCUCCGGCCAUCAGAGGCACUCUGAUUCUUAAUCCCCGGCGACUUUUCCCUCUGCUCCUGUGCUUCUACUGGGGAAGCUAUGCGGGGAAGCAGCAGCAGUGGCAAGGAGUGAUUGGCUUCACCAGAAACCAACGUUUGAGAUUUGCAUUGCUAAUUCUUCUUCUUGAAUAAAAAAGUUACAUAUUAAAAUAAACGAACAGGGGGCAUCCUGCAACCGAAUGCAAAUUGGUUUAACGCAGUGAAAUGUGUAACUAAGCUAAACAACGCUUGGGGGACAUAUGAGCCAAACCAUCUUCCUUCCAGACAACUGGAGCUAUGAAGUUGGGCGUGAAGGGGAUGAUUAUGGUUCUCUCCCCCUCUAAUUAAAUGAAUAAUGGCUCAUCUGUACGAGUGAAAGACCCCACUGAGGCUUGCAGCAUACAUAUAAAAUGUCAAACCGGAUGAUGACCAAAACAAUGAUUAUUUCUGCCUAUUGAUGGAAAAAAUAUUAAUGGUUUUUUUUCUUUUUUUUUAACCUUCAUUUUUCAGCCCACUGUCCUCCAUCUGCGUUUUCAUUUCGGUAAAGAGGGAUCCAAUGAAGGAACUGUUUUAUUUAUUUAUUUAUUUAUUAUGAUUGAGGUAGUUUGGAUCAGUCAUUUGGACCUUCUAAGCGAUAGCAAAAUGGAGGCAGGCUGAGUUAUUGCAGAAAUUGAACACGCUCAAAUCGCUGACUUGGUAACAAUAACCCCCCCUGGAUGCAUAAAGAUACUGCUGGGUGUCGCAGCAAAUCAUUCUGGGGCAAAUAAAGAAAUAGCUAUGAUCUAAAGAAAACUGGUUCUCCAAUACACUGCUUGUUUACAUUGACCAAUUUCUCACUUUUGCUUUCCCUGUCGUCAAUUCUGACCCCAACCAACAUGUAAAAGCAAAAACUAAAUAAAUCAAGAAGUUAAAAUGUUUCCAAAAAAAAAAAAAAAUCUUCAGCGAUCAUUUUAUAAACGACUGUUGAUCCUAUCAUAAGAAGCAACUUCUGUCAUGUGGGUCUUUCGUUACAUCUACCCCAACUUAUUCAGAACGAGUGGAAGCCUACUACUAUAAAAGAAAUAUUGCCACGCACUGUAGUUGGGCCACUGCAUGAUACGUGUAUUAGAUUGUGCUUGCGCCCAUCUUUUAUUUUCUUCAUGCGUUUGUGCGCAAUAAUUGCUGUGCGUGUGGAGAAAAUUGUGAACUCGUCUAUGUUCUAAUUACAGGAUUCUGGUGCAACCGCCAACUGCUAUGCGUUAUGUUCUAGGAUAAAUUAACAUUUUUUUAUCUUCAUUCUUCUUGUCUUGUUGACGUAUCUUAUAACCUUUUUGUUAAGUUGGUCACUUAAACGCUUUUUCAUUUUUUAGGAUUGUGUAUCUGUGUCUCUCGUGCAUGUGCAUAGAAAAAUACCUGUUGACAGGGACCCCCUGUUAAUUUAGUUGUUCAGUCUCUACACUCUGAUCUAUUGAUCUGGGUAAUCCUUGUUUGGAGUUAAAAAUGCAUGGUUGCUUAUGUCUCUCAUGCAUUGCUAGGCUGUAGUUUUCACGAGUUUGUAAUCUUGAAGUGCUUAAUCAGAUAUGGAUUACCUUUUUUGAAUGCAGGUUUGCGACUCCUUAGGAGUGAAUUCUUGGCAUUCCUCAUACUGGGUGAAAGAACUGCAUUGCAGCUUCCCGUUGCCUUCUGUUUGCAUAUAUUUUUAUGCUGCUAGUUCAGCAUGUCCAAUAAUCUAGUGUCGCAGCAGUUACCAGUAUCAACUCAACAAAUGGGUCAGAUGGAUCCCAUUUCCAACUUAUUGGGUACGUCAAUACCGAACUUGCAAAUGGGACCAAUGGGCUCCUUGUCUGCCAAUCCUUCUGCAUCUCGGCAGUUGUCAAUAUCAGACAACCAAAUGGGUCUACCCCUAUCCAAUAGUCCUGCAAUGAACAAACAAAUGGAACAGAUUGAAGCCAAGGUAGAUAGUUUUGGUUCACAUCAGUUCUCUGUGCCAGUUAAGCAACAUGCCCAGAUGGAAGAAGUUAUGGCUAAUCCUGGAUCAAAUAAACGAAGAGCACCAAUAGACUCAAUGUCCAACAAUCCUGCAUCCCAACAAUUUUCAAUGUCUAACAAGCGGAUGGCUCAAAUGAGGCCUUUUUCUGGUACACUGGGGCUACAGUCCUUUCCUGUACCAAAUAAAAGGACCACACAGAUGGCAUUCAUGCCCAAUGCUCCAGGAUCACAGCAUUUGGCAACACCAAGAAAGAAAACAGGGCAAAUGGAAUCAAGUCUCAGUAAAUCUGGGGCACAGCAAGUAAUGACUCCUAAAAGUCGAGGCACACAAAUGGGAUUGUCUCCCCACAAUCAAACAGAAUCAUUUGAAUCUGUGAGGUCGAAGAUGAGGGAAUCACUGAUUGCGUCACUUGCCUUGGUUUCUCAGCAGCAAGAUAAGCCACCAAAUAUUGAAAAAGAUACUGAGACUCAGCAAGAUAAAUCACCAAGUCUAGGAAAGGACUCUCAGAGUGAGACUGCAAUUGCUCCAGGUCUAACACAGGGAAGUCUUGAAGCUGCUGAAAAUUCAUCAGAAAAGCCUAUGGGGACUUUGCCUUCCAAAGAUUAUUAUAACUCUCAGAAGCCCAGUGAUGGACAAAAUGUAUCUCAGGAAAUAAUUACCGCAGAAAACACUGUAAAUUCUACAGACACACGGAGAGGCAAUGUGCAAAACUUUCAACCUACUACAGCUCUGCCUGAUGUAGAUGUUUCUUUUAGUGAUGGCUUCUUUGCUAAAGAUGAACUUUUGCAGGGAAAUGGACUGUCUUGGGCUGUGGAUAUUGAUACAGGGAUGGCAAAACCCAAGGAAAUUCAAGCCCCCCAAAAGCAGAAGUUGGUAGGUGAGGAAGUAGUAGAAGAAGUGAGGGGAAAAGCGGUUCAGUCUCCUCAAACUUUGGCAUUUGAAAUUGAAUCAGAACUCUUCAAGUUAUUUGGAGGUGUAAAUAAGAAGUAUAAAGAAAAGGGUAGGUCUCUUUUGUUCAAUUUAAAAGAUCGUAGUAAUCCAGAGCUGAGAGAAAGAGUCAUAGCUGGUGAAAUUUCCCCCAAACGGCUAUGUUCUAUGACUGCAGAGGAACUUGCUUCAAAGGAGCUUUCUCAGUGGCGAAUUGCAAAAGCAGAAGAGCUUGCUCAAAUGGUAGUUUUGCUUGAUACAGAAGUUGAUGUCAGACGUUUGGUUAAGAAAACACACAAGGGUGAGUUUCAAGUAGAGGUCGAACAAGAUGAUAGUGUUUCAGUGGAGGUUUCCGUUGGGGCAAAUGCACUUACUCAAAUGCGAGCCAAAAAAAAGGAGAAGGAAGCUCGGCCUGCUUCUAAAUCUGAUGGAGCAAAGGAUGAAACAAAUGGUACAAGUGAAAAGAGUAAUUUAGAAGACCAGAACAAUUCAUCUGCCAUUACAAUUAUUCCUAAUGAGGGAACUGAUUUAAUGCAAGGACUCAUGGUAGAUGAAUUGAAAGAUGCAGAAUUUCUUCCUCCAAUUGUAUCUCUGGAUGAAUUCAUGGAGUCCCUUGAUUCAGAGCCACCAUUUGAAAAUAUACCUCUGGAUGCUGGGAAAAAAAUGCCUGUUUCAGACAAGGUCAAUUCUGAAAUUGGCUCUGAAUUGAAGUCUUCUGAUCUAGCUUCUAAUGCUCCUGUUGAUACCACUCCAGACAAGCCUGAGAAAAUGGAAGAAUCUAAUGCAGGUUCAGAUAUGAAUGUGAAGUCCAGUGAAAUUCAUUUGCAAUCAGAAACCCUCAUUCCUAGUGGGGCUUCUAUGGGUGAACAUUUCUGGGAAGGCUUACUUCAACUGAAUGUCUCGGCUGUUGCUACAGUCAAUGGCUUCUUUAGAAGUGGUGAAAAAACAUCCACCAAGGAGUGGCCUAGCUUUCUUGAGAUCAAGGGGAGAGUCAGACUUGAUGCCUUUGAAAAGUUCAUCCAAGAGCUUCCCAAUUCGCGGAGUCGUGCUAUCAUGGUUAUUCAGUUUGUUUCGAAGGAAGGAUCCCCAGAGAGUGAGCGCGAGGCCCUUUCUGAGGUGGUAGAGUCAUACAUCUUGGAUGAGAGGCUGGGGUUUGCCGAGCCUGCCCCUGGGAUUGAACUCUAUUUCUGCCCCCCUCACACAAGGACACUUGAAUUGUUGAGCAAGCACCUUCCAAAACAAUACACAGAAACACUGAAUGCUUCUGACAAUAGCCUAAUUGGUGUUACUGUAUGGAGAAAAACUAACUUGAGUUCAACAAUUUCACCAAAGUCAUCUUCGCACUUCAAACAUGGCUCUAGAAAGCCACAAUAUUCUAGGAGACAGCAAGAGAGAGAAACAAACAUGAAUGCCAAUUUCUCAUCCAGACCUCCCCAACACAUGGGCCCUUCUUUCACCAAUCCUAAUCUACCACUCAAUGAUGACGAUGGCGACGAUGAUAUUCCUCCUGGGUUUGGCCCUGCCACGGCCCGGGAUGAGGAUGACCUACCUGAGUUCAAGUUCUCUGGUGGAUCUAACCCACCAAUGAUGCAAUCUAAUGGGCAAAACGUCUCUCAGGUCCCGGGCCGAACCCCCCUUCACCCACCUCAGGCCCCAUCUCGACCUGUUGAGCAAAUGAGGGAGUUGAUACACAAAUAUGGGCAGCCUGGAACCAAUGCUGCUUCAGGGAAUUUUCAUGACAGAAAAGGUCUUAGGGUUGCAACUCAGCCAUGGGAGGAUGAGGAUGACGACAUUCCAGAGUGGCAACCCCAUACCCAAACCCAACCCCAACCCCAACCCCAAUCCCAACCCCAGACCCCAAAACUGCAGGGCCUGCCCCCUCCAAUGCCUCAACCAACACCAGCAGCGCCGAUUCAUAGCUUCCAGCAGCCGAUGCCGCCGCUGCACCUGUUAAAUCAACCUCAUUUGGGAGUACUGCCACCCCUGCAGCCGCCCAUGAAUGUCAUACCUAGCACAUGGAGUGCACCAUCUACGGGCCCCCAUGGCCUCCCCACACAGGGCGCCGCCCUGCAACCUAUUAAUGUAGGUAUUCAAUCCAAUACAGGACAGUUUUUUGGCAUCCCCCCGAGCGCAGAGUGGAGACAGGGUGCCCCUAGGAGUAGAGGUCUUUAAUUUCCUGCCCUGUAAAUGCAAUGCUUGUUUUGUAAUUUUUGUGCUUGUACAUGGCCUCUUUAGAUUUUGCAGUUUCCGAAUCAAACAAGUAAUCUCUGUUUUAUCUUCUCUGCUUUGUUGGGAAAUGAAGAAAAGCCAGUUCAAUGCCCUAACGAAGGGCUAUGUGCACUCUCAACCAUGGCCUGGCAUUGAAGUUUAAAUACGGACGUUCUUAUUUAUGGGAAACUCUGAAUCUAGAGACGGUGCAUGAUUACUCUAAUAACCAAAAACACCUUACUUGCAAUUUUCCAAAA